AUGCUCGAUUUGACUUUGUGUACGAUAUGCUAUGUUCAUCAGAGUUCGGCUAUCAUUACUUCAGAUUUUAGAUGCGUUGAGAUUACCGAAGUUGUAAAGAAUGAUUGGACGGUUGAAGAAACUCUCCUCUUACUAGAAGCUGUGAUGCAUUAUGGUGAUGACUGGAAGAAGGUUGCUGACACUGUCACUGGAAAGAGCGACAAGAAAUCUUCUGAGAUGGAGCAUGAAUUUGGUCCAAAGGAUUCAUCAUUUCCAAACAAAAAGAUGCGCUUUACACCACUUGCAGUCAGAUGCAAGCAACCCUAUAAUGGCCCAGACUCCAAGAGUUCCCUUAUUGAGAAAUGA
Messenger RNA from Oldenlandia corymbosa var. corymbosa, 345 nucleotides. The record is from the annotation of a GenBank genome assembly. Lineage: Eukaryota; Viridiplantae; Streptophyta; Magnoliopsida; Gentianales; Rubiaceae.